GACCGCGGCGGCCUGCCUAGCCUUUCACUUUGCGCCUUGCUUCGUGUCACCCCAGGAACAAUUUAUUGGUCUAAAGCCGCCUAAUUUCUCCACUUUGAUCUCCUAGCCUUCUUUUUGUUAGCUUCGUCUUCCUUUAGCUUUUUUAGAAUUUUAUUUCUCUAUUACAAGACGCUGUUAUUUGGAUUCUCCCCCCCUUCCUGUUUUACCCCUCUGUUUCCCAUCCUGAUCCGCCAUAAAGGGGAUCCCGGAUAUUGCCGCCCUAGGGUUCCUAUGCUCCGGGGGAGAUAGCCCAGAUCCCACCUGCCCUCCUCCCUACCGAAGUCUGGGGCCCUUUGCUAGGCGGCCGCCGGCCCGUGGCGCGAGACCACCUGUGAGGGCUGCUGAGAUUGGCGGAGGCGGUCAUGUGGGCGGUCACGUGCCGCGGCGAGCUCCGUCCAAAAGAAAAUGGGGUUUGGUGUAAAUCUGGGGGUGUAAUGUUAUCAUAUAUCACGCUACCUCGUAAAACCGACACUGAAAGCUGCCGGACAACAAAUCACAGGUCAAAAUUAUGAGUUCUUCGUAUUAUGUGAACGCGCUUUUUAGCAAAUAUACGGCGGGGGCUUCUCUCUUCCAAAAUGCCGAGCCGACUUCUUGCUCCUUUGCACCCAACUCGCAGAGAAGCGGCUACGGGCCGGGCGCCGGCGCCUUCGCCUCCACCGUGCCGGGCUUAUACAAUGUCAACAGCCCCCUUUAUCAGAGCCCCUUCGCGUCGGGCUACGGCCUGGGCGCCGACGCCUACAACCUGCCCUGCGCCUCCUACGACCAAAACAUCCCCGGGCUCUGCAGUGACCUCGCCAAAGGCGCCUGCGACAAGGCGGACGAGGGCGUGCUGCAUGGCCCGGCCGAGGCCAAUUUCCGCAUCUACCCCUGGAUGCGCAGUUCAGGACCCGAUAGAAAGCGGGGACGCCAGACCUACACGCGCUACCAGACGCUGGAGCUGGAGAAGGAAUUCCACUUUAACCGCUACCUGACACGGCGCCGCCGCAUCGAGAUCGCCCAUGCGCUCUGCCUCACCGAGCGCCAGAUCAAGAUCUGGUUCCAGAAUCGGCGCAUGAAGUGGAAGAAAGAGCAUAAAGAUGAGAGCCAGGCUCCCUCUGUGCCCCCCGAAGACGCGGUGCCCUCCGUCUCCAAGGCAGCUACUGACAAGGCGGAUGAGGAGGAAGAGGAAGAAGAGGAGGAGGAAGAGGAGGAAGAGGAAUAAAGGGCCAGGAACA
Molecule: messenger RNA, 1253 nt
Organism: Alexandromys fortis (reed vole)
Lineage: Eukaryota; Metazoa; Chordata; Mammalia; Rodentia; Cricetidae
Gene: Hoxa7
Product: homeobox A7
Exons: 3
Coding region: 548-1240 (230 amino acids)
Biological process (GO): anterior/posterior pattern specification; regulation of transcription by RNA polymerase II
Cellular component (GO): nucleus
Molecular function (GO): DNA-binding transcription factor activity, RNA polymerase II-specific; RNA polymerase II cis-regulatory region sequence-specific DNA binding
Source: RefSeq, a predicted model, not a curated record